AUGGCGGCAGCAGCUUUACCAACCAAUGAUGAUUAUGAAGGUGACUAUGACUUUGAUGACGAUUUCGACGAAGAUGAAGAUUGUGAUUGCAGCUCACAAACAAUUUUCAAUGAUACAAUUGAUUAUUCUCAUCGAAAUAUUUCCAAACUUGAUGUAAACGAUUUAUUUAAUUCAAUUAAAAAUCCAAAUCGUAUAAAAAAUUUUCAAUUAAAUUCUAAUAUGUUAUUAAGCAUUCCAACGGAAAUUGAACAUUUUCAAUCAUUAAUUACAAUUGAAUUAUCAAAUAAUCAAUUGGUUCAAUUACCAUCUGAAAUAUCUUUAUUAAGAAAUUUAAAAAAUUUAUAUUUAAAAAAUAAUGUCCUUGAUGAUUUUUCAUUACCCAAAGAGCUUGAACAAUUAAAACAAUUAGAAGUUAUCAAUUUAGGUGGAAAUCGUCUUAAACAAUUUCCUUAUCAAUUAUUUCAAAUGCCCAGUUUAAAAGAAAUUUAUUUAGGUUCAAAUCAAAUAGCAUUUCUACCUGAUUUAUUUCAUACAUUAGUCAAAGUUGAAGUUCUUUAUUUGGGUGGUAAUCAGAUUGGUAAUGUACCAGAUUCAAUUGGGUAUAUGCGUUCGUUGAUUGUUUUAAAUUUAAGUGGAAAUCGUUUACGUACAUUACCACGCUCGAUUUCUCUUUUAACUCGUUUAAAAUCACUUUCAUUACAUAACAAUCAAUUUAGUGCUUUGCCGCCAGAUAUUAUACGUCUUGAUUUACAAGAAUUAAGUCUAAGAAAUAACCCACUUGUUGUACGUUUUGUCCGAGAUUUAACAUAUGAUGUACCAACAUUAAAAGAAUUAGCCGGUAGAACAAUAAAAUUUCAUAAAAUACCUUAUAAUGAUAGAUCAAUACCACGAAAUCUUGUUGAAUAUUUAAAUUCAGCUAAAUCAUGUUUAAAUCCAAAAUGCAAAGGUGUUUAUUUUGAAAGCUAUCAUAAAAAUAUUAAAUUCGUGGAUUUUUGUGGUAAAUUCUAUUUACCUUUACUUCAAUUUUUAUGUACACCUGCAUGUACAUCAGCGCCAACAUUUCAAAUGACAUCAUCCGAUUCUGAUGAUACAGAGAAUAUACCAUCAAAAGAUAUGACUAAUAAAUUUAAAAAAGUGCUACUUGGUUAA
This is a messenger RNA of Rotaria sp. Silwood2, 1149 nucleotides long. The record is from the annotation of a GenBank genome assembly. Lineage: Eukaryota; Metazoa; Rotifera; Eurotatoria; Philodinida; Philodinidae.